Glycine soja is the source of this 531-nucleotide messenger RNA. RefSeq lists its product as uncharacterized. Lineage: Eukaryota; Viridiplantae; Streptophyta; Magnoliopsida; Fabales; Fabaceae. The transcript has a single exon. Gene Ontology annotation, cellular component: nuclear speck. The record is from RefSeq and is a predicted model, not a curated record. Gene Ontology annotation, molecular function: RNA binding. The coding region runs from base 1 to 531 and encodes 176 amino acids. Gene Ontology annotation, biological process: mRNA splicing, via spliceosome.
AUGAGAGAAGAGAGAGAGGAGCGAGACACUGGUUGGGUAAGAGUUAGGAGUAGAGGUAAGAGAGAUGUGAGGAACAGAGUAAGCUUUGGAAAGGAAUCCCAAUGGGGAUAUGCCGAGACCAGAGGAAGAGUACAACAAAAGGCAAUGGUCGUGAACUGGAGAGAUCACAAAGACAUCUCUUCAUUUUACUUUAUAAGGUUUGCGGACGACACCACGGAGAGGGAACUUUGGCAGCAAUUCAAAAGAUGGGGUGAUGUAAGAGAAAUCUUCAUACCCAAUCAAAGGAAUUACAAUGGAAGAAGAUAUGGUUUUGUUCGAUUUAAAGGGGUCCGAGAUAUACAACAAUUGGCAAGGCAGCUAGAUAGCAUUGUCAUUGGAGGUAUGAAGCUAUAUGUCAAUAUCCCCAAGUAUAAUCGAGAGAGACGAACGCAGGAAGACACGGGUAGACAAACAAAGAACAAAGGAGGAGACAUACACACACGAUUUCAGAGAGCCACAGGAAAUAGAGUCCGCCGACGAUCAAGCACGUGA